Molecule: messenger RNA, 732 nt
Organism: Cantharellus anzutake
Lineage: Eukaryota; Fungi; Basidiomycota; Agaricomycetes; Cantharellales; Hydnaceae
Exons: 3
Coding region: 1-732 (243 amino acids)
Source: RefSeq, a predicted model, not a curated record
AUGUUCCAAUACUUGGGUGUCCCUGAAGAUGAUGCUGCUUGGAGGUCUCCUAUGCUUGCUGCCACAGGAUCCUUCACAGCUAUACAUCAAGAUCCCCACAGUGUAGGCACUGUUCUACGUUGCAAGGUGGGACACAAACUACUAUUCUUCCUGAUCAACAUGUCCCAACCCUUGAUUGUGAGGUUCAACGAAAUCAGAUCUGACAGUGCAAUCAGGUUUGAGUACCUCUUCCACCCCCCUCACAAGUAUAGCCACUUUAUCCUCUCCCCAGGGCAAACUCUCAUCAUGGCUCCUGGCCAAAUCCACUUUUACACUGUCAAAACGAGAGGAAGCUGGGUGGAUAGCCAUCAGCAAUUGCAGCAGGAUGGUGAGAUGUAUAGCUGUGAAAUGAGCACAGCAAUGCUCUUGGCAUUUGUGAUGGACUCUUGUCAACAUCUUUCCUUUGGCUAUUCAUUGGUGGGUAACCCACCAACUGAGGAAGUCUUCUCUGCCAUGUUUAUGGCAAUUACAUAUGCCAGUGGAGAAGGCAUCGCUGAGACAGCACAUCAUUUGCCAUUACAGCAGGCUCUAUCCCAAGGACUACACUGUCUUUGCAUGCAAAUUCCAGAGUGUGUGGCCAACCUCUCUGACCCUGUGGCUACUCAGGAAGAGGUGGAUAAUUUGCAUCAGCCAAUGAGAGUAGCUGUCUGGAGAUGUGCCUCCAAGACUCCCAUCUUCCUCAUCAGCCACUGA